Molecule: messenger RNA, 1794 nt
Organism: Giardia duodenalis
Lineage: Eukaryota; Fornicata; Diplomonadida; Hexamitidae
Exons: 1
Coding region: 1-1794 (597 amino acids)
Source: RefSeq, a predicted model, not a curated record
AUGCUUCCUGAGGCCCUUGACAGUCCUGUAAAUCCCUUCUCCUUAACCGGAGCACGCUGCAGACUUAGGUCUCCAUCUGCCCGAAAGAGCCCACUACGGGCAGAUAUGCACAGAACGGACACCACCCACUUCAAUGAACACUCCAUGGGGCUCACGUUCAGACACGCCAAGGGAAGCGCAACAAUAGACCCCGAUGAGUUCUUUGCAGAGAUAGGCGUCACUGAACCAAAAUUCACCGAAACCGGUCGGAAGUUGAUGAUGCUGCCCAAGCCCACCCCCGUCUCAUCUGUUUUACGUCCAAAAAGGCCUGGGUCCACGGGUUCUGCUAGCUCUAUCCCAUCAACCCCAACAAAGAAUAAGGCCAGAUGUAUUAGCGAACAGGCCCAAAGGAGAAGCACGGACUCUCUAAAGGUAACACGGGCUAUGCAGAAUGUCUUCCUCACCGAACCUGUGCUAGAAGAGCUUCUACCAGAACAACAGAAAUCGAUUGACAAAAGGGCUAAGCAGGAAGGGCCCGCCUCAACGAGUGGCAGCAAGCUGAUCACAAACCUCAUCAAGAACUCCGCAGAAAAGCUUGAGAACCUUACGAACAAAAUUACAGAAUACAGGCCAGCAACGCCGGCGAAGCAAGAGACGCCAAAAUCCCCCACUCGAUUACAGGUAUCGGCAUACAAGAAUACCCUACGGGAAGAUGUGAGACAGCGCUUUUCCACUGCACAAGCCCUUAAGCAAAUGGCACAGAUACGCGCUGACGAGGGCAAGAUACGUGAGAGAGACCGUGCACAGUUUGAAGCAGCUCUCUUCAACGAGAGGAGCGAGAAAGCUGCCCAUGAGCGUGACAUUAGCGUUCUUCAGGCGAAGCUAGAGGCAGCAACCCACGAAAUAGAGUCCUUGCGGACGGCCCUAUCUUUGCUCACCCGUAAGCACGAGGUAGAGCAUAAGCGACUACUGACGUUAGAGCUAGAGGCCCAGAAGCAUAGAGAUGCCCAGCCACUACUUAAGUUGCUAGAUGAGCAAUUCUCCCAUAUGCCGCCAGAGGAGGUACUCAGGAAGAUUGAAGUACUCGAGUCUGCAAACCUGCAAACGUUCAACAAAGUCCAGGAUACUACAGAAGCACUUAAGACUACAGAGAAUCUGCUCAUUCAGGAGCGUCUAGAGCAUGGGAGCAAGCUGCAGAAGCUUGGAGAGACGGUUUCCUUGCCCAUUCACACCCUUGAGAAACGCGUCAGUGACCUCACAGUAGAGAACGAAAAACUGAACGAUGACUUGAGAAUCGUGCUAGACUCGCAGGAGCGCUAUCUGGCGCUCAGCUUUGCCGUGGCUGAGCUGUGGAGCCAGUGGAUAGACCCUAAAACCCACAAUGGCGGGGUAGCCAAGCUGGCGGGUCGUAAGGGAGAAGGCCUGGACCCUGAUCUAUCAAAGCCCAUGGAGGUCUUGAGGUGUAUAGGGAAUCUUCUCAGCAUAUGUUUUCCCCAAGUAGAGGCGAGUAGCACGGCCUUCAGAAGGAUAGCUACUCUGGCUAACCGCGCAUGGUCCAGAAUCUUAUCGGCAGACGAUACUGAUUGUCUUUUGAAGUACAACAUCUAUGCAAUCCUGGAGGAAUGCUGCAACCGCGCAGAGAACGGUCAUAAGACAGAGCUCUACCUGAAGGAGAUUAUCAAGCGCCUAGAGCUGGAGAACAAGCGAGUAUCAGGGGAGCUAGCCAGGGCAGAGCAGAGAUGCAAGCAGCUGGGAAACUUGACCCGGAGCACCACAAGCUCGCGCAUAUCCAGGCCGAGCUCCGGGUACAGAUAA